GCAGACAGCAGCAGCGGUCGGCGGAGUUUGGGGAUUUCACAGAUUGCAGUCAUUGCAGAUGAUGUAUAAUGUGUAUUAAUAUAUAAAAGCUUGCGACAGCAGCAGCAGCAGCGCACCACGACGACGACGCGCCUUUCUCAGUUAUCUCGCAUCAUUCCAGAGCAUAAUAUUAUUGUCGUCGGUGAAGCAGCAGCAGCAGCAUACAUUACACACAGGAUAUCAUGCUCGUAUAAUAAUAAAAACGAUCACCUGCGGAGCGGGUCCAUCGUUGCAUCAGCAGCAGCAGCAUUAAAAUACUUAUAAAUUUUGAUCCCGCCGAAGAGACGCGACGACGAUAAUAUUGUAUUAGUGUAUUAUCAGUAUUCACGCGUGUGUGUGUGUAAGUGUACCAGUGUGUCGAAAUAUAUAUGUGUGUGUUAUAGCAUGUGCCGAUGUCGUGGAGUGCCAUCGUACGUAUAUAAUCGAGUGCGCCUGCUUUAAUAUAUAUCACACACGUAUAUAUAAAGUAGUACGCGUGUGUGUUCUUCGUCGUGGUCGUCAUCGCCGUCAAUACAUACAUAGCGUAUAUGCUCAGUCAGUGUGUAUACAUACACACUCGGAUCGCGCGCGUGCACCACACGUUGUUAGGUAUACAUACAUACGUAUUGGAAUUACCUAUUUGAUAAGUUCUUUGGCUCUCUCUCUCUCUAUAUACUCUCGGCAAUUGGAGUCGAUUAUGCGUGCACGACCACGACACGACGGGCGACGACGACGACGUGUGUGUGCAAUAGCAGCAGCAGAUGAGAUCAUUCACCCUCGCCCCGUUACUUUUUAAUCGCACGGAAUAACAUAUAUAGAUUGAUAUAUAUAUUAUAAAAUAUAUGUGCGUUGCAGUAGCAGUAGUAAUGAUGAUGAUGACGAUGAUGCCCACUGACGAUGAUUUUGAUUCGUGAAUCAAAGACGAGAGCAGAGCAAGGACAGCAAAAUGUUGAGGGAUUCGUCGGACUUGGGGGAUGACGAGCAGAGGAGUCAGGACGCCGCCACGAGGGAGGCCAACAAGAUCUGCGGAGUCUGCGGCGACAAGGCGCUUGGCUACAAUUUCAACGCGGUCAGCUGCGAGAGCUGCAAAGCGUUCUUCAGAAGAAAUGCGUUAAAAAACAAGGACUUUCGCUGUCCGUUCACUGAAAAUUGCAAAAUCACACCUGUCACACGAAGAUUCUGCCAGAAAUGCCGCCUGGACAAAUGUUUUCUGAUUGGAAUGAGGAAGGAAUAUAUCAUGUCCGAGGAAGAUAAGGUUUUGAAGAGGUUAAAGAUUGAAGAAAACAGAGCAAAGAAGACACCCUCAAAAAAGCAUAAAGGAGAUAACAGCAUCGAUGAGUCAACGUUCGAUGAUAACUCUACCUCCAUCCCUUCGAUUCCUUCAGUCGCUUCAGCAGUGUCGGAGCCUUACUUUUGGGAUUCUGAAAAAAAGUACACCGAUCUCAAUCCCAAUAAGCAACAAACUGUUGACAGUCUUAGUCCAGUCACAGCAGCUAGUUGCCCGAGUCCCUCGAGCCCUCCAGAAAACUGUGACAUAGCUAGUAGUAAAACAUUAGAAAUGCUAAAGGAUUCCUCGAGCAAUUCAAAGAAUAAUUUCAUUAAAUAUAAUCAUUCCGAAUCUUUUAAUUCAGCUAACAUAGCUCAAUGCGCUUCUAGUCAAGGAAAUUUUGAUGUAAAUUUGUGCUCUGGAUUAGAAGGAAAUGGAUUAUGCAAUAAUGGGUCUAUGGUUCUACAAAAGCAUGAUUUCAGAGAUAUAGAACCUACUUGUCCCAAAAUAAUUAAAAUUGAUGAUCAAUGUUCAAAGUAUACAAUUUUAAAGCCAGUAGAAGAACAAAAUAUUUAUUCUAAGUAUGGAGAAUGUUCUACUAGUUCAAGAAUGCUUGAAUCUUGUUCUAAUCAAAACUCUGCGCAUGUUAUAUCACAAUUUAAUGUAGAAAAUUCAAGUGAGAGUGAGAAAUUAAGAGAAGUGAUUUCAACUGUAUCUAAUACAACUAAAGUGUCAGUAAAUCCCAUAGUUGUAUCUAAAUUAGCGAGCAAUCCAAACGUGAUAGCAAAGGUAGUACAAGAUCAAAGUGUUCUUGCAAAACUGUUUUCAGAUCCAGAAAUCAUUGCAAAAUUGAUAUCUGAUCCUCAAAUAUCCCAGUUAUUGGAAGAAGAAAAUAUUACAGUGCCAGUUGCUGAAGAAAUAAGUCACGAUAAUACUCUAAUUGCAACCAAAGCUGAUAAUAAAGAACCUUCUAAUAAUAGUCAAGAUGAUAUAAUUAAGAAAAUAUUAAAUGAUAAUCAAAGUCAGGAAAAUCCAAUUUUACAAAAUUUAAUUACUACAAAUGCAGAAGAUCCCCAGAAUUCAUCUGCAAAUGCUGGUCUUUCCAGCCAUUGGUCAAUUAAAUCUACAGAUGAGGUCACACGAGAUGUCUUGCAAGAUGUUCAAAAGUUGCCUAUAUCAGCCAAUUCUAUUGAAUCAAUAUUGUGUGAGGCCAUCAAAUUGGAGUUCUCAGCUUAUUCUGCAUUAGGAGGUAGUCACACUAACAGAGAGCUGAAUGAUUCAGAAAGAGCCAAACUAAAUGAACUGAUAGUAGCUAAUAAAGCACUACUGGCACCUCUUGACGAUGACCUUACAAAUCUUGUAGGAGAUGAUUGUAGAUUUAAGGGAAAAUCUGGACAGUCUGAUCCAAUGUUGCUAGAUGUCAUUAAUUUGACUGCAAUAGCAAUACGACGUCUUAUAAAGAUGUCAAAGAAAAUCAGUGCAUUUAAAAAUAUGUGUCAGGAGGAUCAGUUGGCUCUGUUGAAAGGUGGAUGUACUGAAAUGCUCAUACUUCGAUCAGUGAUUAAUCAUGACCCUGAUAAAGAUAUUUGGAAAAUUCCUCACAGCGAGGAAAACUUGUCAAGAAUCAAAGUUGACGUUUUGAAGGAAGCUAAGGGCAAUCUAUAUGCAGAACAUUCGAGAUUCGUUAGGACAUUCGACCCAAAAUGGAGAGACGAAAAUAUUAUUUUAAUUUUAUGCGCUAUUGCAUUAUUUUCCCCAGAACGACCGCGAGUCGUUCACAGUGACGUCAUAAAACUUGAACAAAACUCGUAUUAUUAUCUACUGAGACGAUAUUUGGAAAGCAUAUAUCCUGGUUGCGAGGCCAAGUCAACUUUCUUGAAAUUGAUUCAGAAAAUUUCUGAGCUCCACAGAUUGAAUAACGAAGUGGUUGGAGUUUAUUUGAAUGUGAAUCCUUCAAGCGUAGAACCAUUGCUGAUAGAAAUAUUCGAUUUGAAGCAUUAGGAUAAUGUGGAUAACCAUUCUCGUUGUACAUCACAAUGAGAAUGGAUCUAUCGUGUAUUUUUUUUAUCACGAAGCAGCUCUCAGUGAUAUUUUAGUAUAUAAUAACAUCAUUUUAAUCUUCUUAGAACUUAUAUUUACAUCGAGCAAGUUAUUACUUUUUUUAGAGAUUUAUCACAAAGAAAUGUUUUUUUCUUAUAGUUUAUAUUUAAAUUUUCGAGCAAAAAAACUAUUAUGCUUUCCAUUUCUCUAAGCAAAGUGUCACUUUUGACCAAUUUUGCAAUUUUGUAAAAUAGUGUAUAGAUGCUUCUUUACCUGAAUGGAUUCUCUCCUAGGCGAACGCUUAGAGAGUUUGCACUUUAACAUUGUUGAUAUUAGUAUUAAAAGUUUAUAAAUCUACCAGUUAGCUAAGUCACCUAAUUUACGACUUCAUAUUAUGAAGAAAUAAUAUUUAUAGAUUAAAUAAGUUUUGACAAUUGUUAAAUGGUUAAGUAUUUUAAUAUUGAAAAUCUGCCACGUUUAAGAUAAGCUUUUCAAUCGUGAAAAUCAAACAUACCUGCAUACUUCUAUAUAAAAUCAAUCUGAAUUCCAAAUCUUUAUUUGCACUACACAAAGAGCGAGGAAAGGUAUGUGGGGCGUGACCUGUAGGAAAAUUGUACAUACAAUAUACAUGUUAUAAAAUCAGAAUAUAUUCUUUUUCAUAAAAA
Messenger RNA from Trichogramma pretiosum, 3990 nucleotides. RefSeq lists its product as uncharacterized. Gene Ontology annotation, biological process: positive regulation of transcription by RNA polymerase II; negative regulation of transcription by RNA polymerase II; cell differentiation. The transcript has 6 exons. The record is from RefSeq and is a predicted model, not a curated record. Gene Ontology annotation, molecular function: nuclear receptor activity; RNA polymerase II cis-regulatory region sequence-specific DNA binding; zinc ion binding. Bases 965 to 3286 code for a protein of 773 amino acids. NCBI's taxonomy places the organism in Eukaryota, Metazoa, Arthropoda, Insecta, Hymenoptera, Trichogrammatidae.